Tricharina praecox is the source of this 1251-nucleotide messenger RNA. RefSeq lists its product as uncharacterized. The transcript is spliced from 6 exons. Bases 91 to 1155 code for a protein of 354 amino acids. The record is from RefSeq and is a predicted model, not a curated record. Gene Ontology annotation, biological process: positive regulation of catalytic activity. Gene Ontology annotation, cellular component: fungal-type vacuole; cell periphery. Lineage: Eukaryota; Fungi; Ascomycota; Pezizomycetes; Pezizales; Pyronemataceae.
CAGCCGCUGCCAAUGGCCUGGCUCCUCUAAUCAUCCCGCAUUCCAUCUCGGACCAGUCGGCAAUGUCUCUGUCGCAUCAGAGGAAGCACGAUGGACUUGGCACUGCCACCGGACGCGCAACAUCCUCAGCUGGAAAUUCACUCGACUCCUUCAAGUCCUUCAGCGAGGUCGCUGCUCCCACCACCAUCACCGCCAACGACCACGGUGGCCGGGAAGCUUCUUCUACAUCUAUGUCGCCAGAACCAGCGCGCUUGGGUUCACACACGAGGAGAAGAUGAAGACGACGAGAUCACAUUCCCCCGGCUUCCGCCACCGCUCGCCCGAAGACCCCCGGGUCCCUCCGUCCACGAUGCGCAGCGCGAGAAGACGCCGGUAACGCCAUCGGCUCCGAGCUACAACAAUCACGGCGGCGGCGUCAACCAGACUAGCAGGUGGCGGGGCUUCGUCGAAGGCACUGCCCUCUACCCCCCCGGCACAUCCUCGCAUUCGGAGAAAGUCGAUACCGAUUGGCUAGCGCAGCAACCGAACCUGGAGGGUCCGUGGCUUGCCAGUACGCAGGAUCCCGAGAACGGCGAGGAAGGCUCCGGUGACGAUCAACGGGAACUGUUUGGAAAGAAGAAGCGGCGGAUAUGGUACAAACGGAUACACAUCAUGCUGUUGAACAGUCCGAUGGUCCCUUUGACCUUUCGCUCCAUCAUCUGGUCGCUGUCGCUGGUGGCGCUCGGGCUCGCUGGUAACAUCUUUCACAUGAGUAGGACAUAUGGUGUCGAGCAGAAAGCCUCGACCGUCAUGGCAAUUGUCGUCGACGCUUUGGCCCUAGUAUACCUGAUAUAUAUCACAUAUGACGAAUACUCCGGCAAACCGCUGGGUCUACGUUCACCCACUGUAAAGAUACGACUGAUCAUGUUCGAUCUCGUUUUCAUCGUCUUCGAUUCGGCGAAUCUUUCUUUGGCGUUUGAUUCUCUCUUUGAUGUGCGGUGGAGCUGCCGAAGCACCACCCUUUUUGAAGGCGAUUCUGCAAACCGGACCAUAGAUCCUAUUUGUGAUCGCCAAAGGGCCCUAGCAGCCUUUCUCUUCCUCGCACUGUGCGCAUGGGUCUUGACGUUUACCGUGAGCGUGUUCAGGGUUGUCGAACGCGUUGUAUCCUCCCGGUAAAUCCGUGCGAGGAGCCUCUCUGCCAUUCAAUUCUUUUCGUUCCUUUCAUCUUUCCCAUACAUACUACAUUCCUUCAUUUACGGAUAUUUUUUCCUU